Eruca vesicaria subsp. sativa (arugula) is the source of this 953-nucleotide messenger RNA. The record is from the annotation of a GenBank genome assembly. NCBI's taxonomy places the organism in Eukaryota, Viridiplantae, Streptophyta, Magnoliopsida, Brassicales, Brassicaceae.
UCUUCUUCUUUGUUUGUUUUAAUUUAAUCAUGUCUCUCCUUCUCGGCGGCCACUCCCCGAAGCUCUUCAUUCGUAAACCGGUGUUGGCAAGAGCCUCUGCUGGCGGCUCAUCUCCCCUAGUGCAAACCCCUCCUUAUGUCGUCGCAAGCACCGAUCCUUGUGGGCCGGGUCAUGUAUUACUCGAUUAUGCAUAUUUUAUUAAUGAUGCUCCUUUAUUGAUAAAAAAGGCACCUGUCGAGUUGGUGUAUAACGAUGCAGCGGUAACAACAAUCGGGUCCUCUCAUGGCUGGGUAGCCUCUUUGAUGCAUGACGUUGGCACUCUGCGUCUCAAUGAUGAUCUAAACCCCGUUGCAUCUGAUUUGCAUCCAAAACGCAUCUCGCUGCCUCCUCUUGUAACUUUGCCUCAUUGCCAAACCCAAAUCAUCACCAACGUGUCCUUGUCCUCACUAUCUCCAGAGGAAGAAGAUUGUGUCGUGGCUGUCAAGUUCAUGGGACCCCAACUCAGCUUCUGCAGACCCUCUGCUGCUCAAGGCAACUCCAAGUGGUUCAACAUCAGGAUCGCAAACCCAAGCUUCUUCUCCUCCAGUGUCAUGUUUUCCAAGAAACAUAACAUGUUUUGCAUACCUGGAGCUGGAGGCAAACUCAUUGCAUCAUGGGAUGUCUGCAAAGACGAGCACACACCCGAGAUUCAGGUGUUGCGAUAUCAUAACCUUCCCGAGCUGAGCGUAGGCGAACGUGAGGUUAUGGAUACCUGUCUCACCACCCAACACUUGGUGGAAUCACAAUCCACAGGUGAAACCUUUUUGGUCAAGUGUUUCAGACAGGCCGUGGACGGUGGUGGUACCAGUUUGAAACCAAAAGCUGUAAUGGUGUUCAAACGUUUGGACGUGUCAACAAAACGAACAAGCUUUUAUGUUAAAUAUAGCCGCAGCCGACGCAGCACUAAUGUUUGA